GACAUCAGACUGCAAUGGGCGGUCCUGGUUCGUGCUAUGCUGGUGGUCAUGCGGAUGUUCGCCCAGAGCAGGCGCCAGAAGCUGAUCGACUCCGUGCUAGGCGACCGCUUCUCGGUGAUGAAGAUCCCCACCUUCCCGACGCCGCACGCAGUGAGCUACCAGCCGGACACUCGGACGGGAUCAUCGACAAGGAUGGCAUUCUUCCCGGAGGACGCGCGGACGUGCCUCCAUCCCGACAACGGCGAACACGAGUAUUCGGUACCAGCGGGCAAGUUCAAGGAGUGUCUCUACUGUGGGACGAUCUGGAAGGCGGAGAAGUACCCGAUCAAGCUGGGCAAGACACAGUCGACGGAGGCCAUCUUCUGGAACUUGCACGGCACCCGCAAGACACCAGGGUCCAAGAUCGACCGACUCAGCACGGCGGCAUCGGCAAGCAGCUCCUACGUGCCGCCUUCCUCGUCGGCACGGCGCUCACGCCCCUCGCCCCAAGCUGGUCGCUCGGAGGUUUCGCGGAGGACUACCAGCCUCAGGCGGGCUCGAUCUCCGAGUUCGGACGCGAUGGGAGUCGAUGGGGCUGGAUUCGAGCUGGGAGCGACCGCCGGAGCCUCCACGCUCGGCGCAGGAGCCGGAGGCACCCUGAGUGCCGGUCAGGCGCGCAGGCACGUUGGCAUGGCGUGGUCAGCCUACCAGACCAUCAGCCUCGAGAAGGACGUGUACACGAAUAAGCUCCACACUAGCAAGAUCCCCAGGCGUCAUCGCCGAGGUGUCGAUAUGCUGGAGGUCUUCGGUGGCGAGUGCGGCAUCACCAUUCACGCCGCCGACCGCGCUCGCGGUUGGAACAUGCACGCGCUGCAGCCGAUCGACAAGCUCUUCGGUCAGGACCUCAAGAUUCAGCAGUGCUUCCUGACGUUCGCCGCGGACAUCUUCAAGAAGCAGAAGCACUACGGCAACCGCGCGCUGCUCGAGAACCCUGCUACGGCGGACUCGUGGCGCGAGGACGUGAUCAUGCACGUCCGCCGGGGCAAUGUCGAGCGCACCUCCAACGUGUGCAUGUUCGGCAUGGUCGGCAAGGACGGCCUGCCCAUGAAGAAGUUGGUCAGGUGGUUGGGUACGCAUCCACUUUUGAUUCAGGAGCUCGACCGCCACUGCGAUAACCAGCAUCAGCAUGAGGAGGUUUCUGGUGGAGGACCUUCAGGCAAUACCAGCAGGUCCCAGGUCUACACGUUGCAGCUGGCCGACGCGAUCUGCCGAGGCCUGACGAGGGUCAUCGAGUCGGAGGAGUUCUGCCACGGCGUCCACAUCUGCAGCUACUACCCGGUGAGAUACGACAAGCCGGCGUCUCAUGUCCACCAGGUGUGCUACGCGGCGGCCAACAUGGAGCCCCGCUGGCGGGCUAUCAUGAGCGGCGUGGUGGACAUCAAGAGUCGCCGUAACGCCGGUUCGGCGACUGUUGCGAAGGACUCCGAGAUGUGGAAGCAGGUGGAGGAGCUCAUUCCCUGGCAGUUGCUCUGUAUCCAGGCCGCCUUCCAACCGAAGGCCAAGCGGCUCCGACCAGAGUUCGGGCAUGACGUCCACCGGUGCUCGGUCCUGGUUCAGGAGGACAACCAGCUGGUUAUCGAGCGCGAGUACGUCCCUGACGCCUACGCCCCGCGCGAGAGGUUCCAGACACCAGUCAGGUACGCGCUCUUCGUGAUCGGCCGUGCUCCUGUGGGCGACCCAGUUUCACCUCGACCUCCUGUCGGAGGCGAGUCACGCCAACCUGUGCCAGUUCCAGCACCAGGUGAGCCACAGCCUGAGGAGCUCCAACCAUCUACCGUUCAGCAGCGCGCCGGCGACGAGAUCUGGUUCGCAGGUCCGCCUCUGACGGCGGAGGAGAUGCGCGCGGCCCCGAUCGUGGCACGGAUGCAUCAGAACCUGAGCCACCCGCUGCAGCCCGACUUCACUCGGUUCUUGAACAGCAGCGACGCCAGUCAGGUCGUCAUUGACUUGAGCCGCAGGCUUCGGUGCAGUUCGCGUCUCAGGAACGCGAAGCCGCGCCGACCGAGACUGGUCAAGAUCCCCUACACCGGCGCGUUCAAUUCGAGGGUCGGCCUCGACUUUUUCUACCUGCCCGACGCCGCGUACCACACUCACCAGUUCUUGAGUAUUCUGAAGAUGGACCCAGCUCACAUGCUCCAGCUCUUCACCAUGUGUUGGCUGUCUUGGGCCGGGUAUCCUGAUCACGUGGUGCGCGAUCGCGACGGAGCUUUUCAGGGCAACUUCGUCGAGCACUUGGAGGAACACGAGGUGUUGGUCGAGAAGCCCCCCGCUGAGGCCCACUGGCAGUCGGGCCGCGUGGAGGCUGAAAUCGCCCUCUGGGAGCACCUGGCGCAGCGAGCUACCGACGCGAUGCAGCUGCCCGGCCCCGACGACAUGAGGCUGAUGACUGCGCCGACCAAUCAGUCUCGGAACUCACGAGUGCGCCAGUGCGGAGCUUCACCAUAUCAAUGGACUUUUGGCAAGGAUCCCAGGAUCCCCGACAGCAUCACCGACCCUGCCAACUCCGCGGCGGUUCACAGUGCGAUGACAGCAGACGCCGAGCUCGCCAAGAGGGUCCGAGUCUCUCAAGAGGUCGAUGCUCCGGGUCAAUCGGCCCUACCGGGCGACUACACCGCCGGCGACCGCGUGGCAUUCUGGCGGCUGCCCAAGAACAAGAAGGGCAAGCAGUUCCCGGUGAUCGGACCUGGCGGCAACGGCGGACCAGACGACAAUAACGUCUGGGUUCAGUCGACAGGACAUCCCAUCCUGGUCUCGAAGGAGCAGCUGCGCGAAGCCCUCGGCACCGAGAUAUGGGUCCCCGACGACACCGACCUGGCCGAGCUACGCAAGAGAGUGGCCGUGAGCGCCAACAGCCACCGCGUCAGGAAGCUCUGCCAGGGCCGCCGCCGCAAUCUCAUGCAGUUGAACCACCAGCGCCGGAGGCGAUGCGCGACAACCUUCUGCCAGCCGUGCGACCUCUACCAGAAGCUGCAGCUGCCGAAGGACCCCGUAGUGCCCGUGUUGGACUCUGAGCGCUACGCGCACGACAACAUUCCGAUCCGCGAGGUCUACCUCGCCACGAACGGCCAGUUCACCAUGGCGAAGAAAGACCAGAAGGCGCUCAUCAGGGAGAUCCCGUGGUCACAGAUUCCUGAGGAUCAGAAGCAGCUCUAUCGGGGCGCCCUGGCACGCGAAUGGUCGUCAUGGCAGCGUUUCUCAGCAGUGGAGGUCCUGGACCUCAAGACUUCCAAGCAGAUCGAGCUGGACGCCAAGAGGAAGAAGCGGAUCAUUCCAUCGAGGGUCUGCUAUCGCGACAAGAACGCUGGCCGAGGUGUUUCGGAGAUCGACGCGAAGGGUCGCCUCGUCGGCAUUGGCUGCAACGACCCGGACAUCCUGACUCUGAGGCGCGACGCGCCAACUCUGACACGUGCUGGCUUCUACAUCCUCUUGCAGGUAGUAGCUAGCUGGGACUACAACCUCUUCGGCGGCGACGCCACCACAGCCUUCCUUCAGGCCGACCAGAAGGCACAGAGGGACAAGCCCAUCUACCUUCGUCAACCUGGUGAAGGCCUCCCUGGAGUACCCAAGGGUGCCCUCCUGCUGGUGCGCGGCGCGAUUUACGGUUUCGUGAACAGCCCCCGCCUCUGGUGGCGUGAGCUCCGUGACUUUCUGAUCAGCACCAGUGGCAAGCAAUGCCUGUUGGACAAGGCACUUUUCUGUUUUUACAAGGCUGGACGUUUGGUGCUGAUCGUGGGCGUUCAUGUGGACGAUCUCAAGGGUG
This is a messenger RNA of Prorocentrum cordatum, 3799 nucleotides long. The record is from the annotation of a GenBank genome assembly. Lineage: Eukaryota; Dinophyceae; Prorocentrales; Prorocentraceae.